AUGGUCAAAAACUUUUGGCUAAAAGCCUCGAUGGCUUUGCUUAUCAAUUUCAAAACUUGGGCUGAGAAUAUUUAUUGCACAUACUACCGAAAUACAAACGAGAUCACAUGCGGCACUGUCACCUGUCAAACACAUGUUCCAUUUGAUAAUAGCUUAGAAGAAGAAGGUUUGGAUAUGAAGUUACCACUUGGUUGGUACCGCAUUGGUACGCUGCAAAUUCGACAUGACUCAUCGUGGUUUAACUUAUAUCGGAGACGUGCUUCUGGUUCAGGAUAUUGGGAUUUCUAUACGAUGAUUCCGGAACGAAACUGCAUCGGAAAUUUUGGUCUUCAUGCUGGUGAGAAUUUGCCUGGUUCGGUGACUUUAAAAGAUAAGCGCUGUUUUGAUCGAUUGAUUCGACAAAUUGAACACAAAACGACCACUGGAAAGUUUGAUGUUUAUCAGUGCAGGAAAUGUAUAUUCAAUAGCUGUUGGUUAGGUACUCGUCUGCUUCCCGCCUAUCGUGAAUACUUGACUAGUCUGAGGUCUAUUUAG
This is a messenger RNA of Loa loa (African eye worm), 534 nucleotides long. RefSeq lists its product as hypothetical. Lineage: Eukaryota; Metazoa; Nematoda; Chromadorea; Rhabditida; Onchocercidae. The transcript is spliced from 4 exons. The record is from RefSeq and is a predicted model, not a curated record. Bases 1 to 534 code for a protein of 177 amino acids.